Messenger RNA from Durusdinium trenchii, 898 nucleotides. Lineage: Eukaryota; Dinophyceae; Suessiales; Symbiodiniaceae. The record is from the annotation of a GenBank genome assembly.
AGCUAACAAAAGCAAACCACUGAAUUGGAUGUUUGGCGAUGGCGACAUCAGUGGGACUGGCAUCACAAGCGCUGGCAUCAAUUGGGCUAGCAGCGCCGGGGCUAGCGCCACAAGGGAAGACGGCAUCACAGGCUGCUGAAGAGAAGGUGGAAGAGGACUUUGCCGAAUUGAUGAAGCCCGACAUCAUCCCCAAGCUCUGGGGGAAAGUUGCCGCACAGGUCAUGGACGAUCCGUAUUCCAAGGAAACGGUUCAGGCGGCCGUCGUGCGGGAUGGGCGGGCACUGGCUCAUGCGGCCCCACCGCUGAAGCAAGACAAGGAGGUGGUUCUGAAGGCUGUGCAGGCCGAUGGAAGUGCUUUGAUGUUUGCUUCCGAGGAGCUACAGCGAGACAAGGAGGUGGUGCUGGCCGCUGUAUCCUGUGACGGGCAAGUGCUGAGCUUGGCCACGGCGCUCAUUGCUGACAAGGAAGUGGCCUUGGCUGCUGUGAAGCAAAGUGGCAAGGCCUUGCAACACUGCUCCGAGCAGUUGAGGAAUGAUGAGGAUGUGUGUCUGGCGGCAGUCCAGCAAAAUGGCCGUGCGCUGCGCUACGCCAGCGAGGGCCAACGUUUGAACCGCGUGGUGGUCGAUGCGGCCAUGGAGAACAACACAGAAGCAUUGCCCUAUACGACUGGCGAGCUUAAGCAGGAGUGGGAGGAGAUCUUGACCAAGCGAUGGAAGGAGCAGGGCUUCCAUUUGCAACGGCGGAAAGCCGGGCAAAUCCUAAGAGCGCAGACCUUGGCUGCCUAGGCGUAGCCAGAAACAUGCCUAAGGUGCUCGAGCCCAUGGCAAGUGACACAUUUGACCGUGACACGCAGCAGUUGAUCUCGGACUACAUCUAGGUGAGAGUAAACCAAGAGCCC